GUAGUACUAGACUGCAGGGAAGAGUGGAGGGAAUUAUAGAGAAAAGAAGACAAUUUUGUAUUGAGUUAUUCGUUCUUAAUCAGCAAGAGGAAUGAGAUCCUAUAUAUUCCUUGUUUUAAUGUAGCGCUAAGAGAGAAAGGACGCGUUUUAACUGGCCAUAAAUCGUGUUACGUGCAUGGUAUAUGCGACUAACUUCCGUGGCUUCUGCUAGACUGGACUUCUGCAUUGAUGAAAACAAACAUGGCGGACCUCAAUAUGCAAGAUGUUGAUUUAUACGAAUUAUUAGGUAUAGCCUCUACUUCGACAGUUUCAGAGGUGAAAAAAGCAUACAGGAAAAAGGCAUUGACAUGCCAUCCUGACAAAAACCCUGACAAUCCUCGUGCCGCAGAGCUGUUUCACCAGUUGUCGAAAGCCCUAGAAAUCCUCAUUGAUGAGCAGGCAAGGGCUGCUUACGAUAAAGUUCUGAAUGGGAAAAAAGCUGCUAAGUUACGACAUAGAGAGUUGGAUGAAAAAAGAAAAAAAUUAAAAGAAGAUCUUGAGGCAAGAGAGCGGUCAGCUACAGAUGUUAAUGGAACUAGUACAAAAAAGCAAGACACAAAAACAGAUGAAGAAAAAUUACAAGCAGAAAUUGAAAGACUCAGAAAAGAAGGUUCUCGUCAAGUUGAGGAAGAAGUUGAACUAGUCAGACAGCAAUUACUGCAAGAUUCUAAGAUACCGGAAACCCCUGAAGAGCCUCAAAGCAAUGGCUUAAACCGUUUGCGCAUCCGAUGGAAAGCCAAUAAGGAUGAUCCAAAUAAUGGUGGAUAUCCAUAUGAUACCCUGCUAAAAAUAAUGUCUAAGUAUGGUGAUAUUGUAGCCUUAGUUGUUUCUCCAAAGAAAAAUGGAAGUGCAUUAGUGGAAUUUAAAACAAAAGAUGCAACUGAUACAGCAUUUACCUUGGAAAAGGGUUUCCUUUCUAACCCAUUGACCAUGGAGAGACUAGGGGAAGGCUCUAAGACAAACCCUCAAGAACCAGAGGCUGUUCAAACUCCAAAAUAUGUUGACUUGACCAAAACAGAUGAUACCAGGAAUGCUGCUCCAGCUUCAAAUUUGUUCCCAAACUACACUCAGUCUUCAACCCAUGUGCCUGUCACCAUGUCAAACUUUGCAUCUGCCCCAGACUUCUCUCAAUUGCUGUAUGCGAACUACCUGGGGCAGCACCUGCGCUACCAGCACUCUGUGUCCCCCGGACCCGCCCACGCCUACCAGCCGGGACCCCAGCAGGUCCUGCUGCCCGGCGCGCUGUCCGGGGCUGGGGCCAUGAUGUUACCCGGUGUGUCGCCCAUGACGCCCAUGACCUCGGUCAUGGGCUACGGACAGGGCUACGCUCAGGGCUACGGCCAGGGCUACGGACACGUCUCCCAGUAUCCCGUGCAGGUCCCCGUGCAGUCCAUGCACGGCUACGGCAGCCCGAUGCUGGGUCUCCAGGGCUACGCCAGCUAUCCCGGCUGGGCUCAGGCGCUUGCCCAGGCCCAAGGGGUCGCCGGGGGGGUGCCACAAGGGGUGGGCACCCACGGGGUGGCCGCUGCUGCAUCCCGCGGCUCAUCGUACGCGGCCGCCGGCUUGCCGGUGCUCCGGGGCCAGAUGCCAGGCCUUCCCGGCGCCUUCCCAGCCAUGGCCACCGCCGCCCCCGUCUUCUUCCACCAGCUCAUGUCUGGUCUCCCUUCCGUCAUACCGAGAUAGUAGAGUAGUUUCACGUUUCUUAAUAUUUCCCUUACUUUUACUCAUCCUGUUUUGUAACUCUCCCUGUUUUGCCUGUUGUUUUAUUUUGACGAUUUUCACAUUUGAUUCAUUGGUUUUGUUUUUCUAAAUUAUUUUGAUGCAGUGUUCUCUUUCUAUGAAUAUGCUGUUCUGUUUAGUGUUUUGUAAAAACUAGUCAUCUGUCUUGUAAUGUCACUUGUCUAAUUUUGAAGCGAGUUGGAGCUAUGGGUCGAAACUGACAGAUUUUGUAGACCAACUUACUCCCAACUUUCUCUGAAAUUUCAACCCUGAAAUAAUUCUUCAUUUAAAAUUUCAGCACAAUUUCCGUGCAGUUGUACGAAUAUAACAUUGGACAUGGCCUCUUAGCAGGAAUAAGGAAUACAAAGUAUUCCUUGUUUUUCUUUUGUUUAUUUAACUUAAGCCCCCUGAUCUUGUUGUUAAUGAGACUUGUUGCUCUUCAGGGGCUGAAAACUCUUAUAUCAUUUAUCAUCCUCAGUAUUGUAAUGAAAGGUCUGGGGGGAUUUGCUUCUGAAAAAAUUACCAGUUCAUCAGUUGAAUUUGUAUUCCAACAGUUUUCCUCCCAUUCACAUUGUUUUUGUUGUAUAAACAAUUUCCUUAUAAUCAGAGACAAGGCACACCUUGAUAAAGAUAUAUGUGAUCUCAAGGGGCUUCAGGUGUCUUGCGGUAAGCAUACUGUGACAUUUGGCAGCACCACAAGUGUUCUUAUGAAUAUAGAUUGAUCCUGGACCUUAAAAUUAUUACUGUUUGUCUUUAA
Frankliniella occidentalis (western flower thrips) is the source of this 2515-nucleotide messenger RNA. RefSeq names its product dnaJ homolog subfamily C member 17. The record is from RefSeq and is a predicted model, not a curated record. The coding region runs from base 229 to 1722 and encodes 497 amino acids. Gene Ontology annotation, biological process: spliceosomal complex disassembly. Gene Ontology annotation, molecular function: RNA binding. The transcript has 7 exons. Gene Ontology annotation, cellular component: spliceosomal complex. Lineage: Eukaryota; Metazoa; Arthropoda; Insecta; Thysanoptera; Thripidae.